Emiliania huxleyi CCMP1516 is the source of this 977-nucleotide messenger RNA. RefSeq lists its product as hypothetical. NCBI's taxonomy places the organism in Eukaryota, Haptophyta, Isochrysidales, Noelaerhabdaceae. The transcript has 3 exons. The coding region runs from base 67 to 684 and encodes 205 amino acids. The record is from RefSeq and is a predicted model, not a curated record.
GUCGCUGUGGCCUCUGCGAGGAAGAGGAAGCCGAAAGACUUCUACUGACUGGAAAUCGUCGCCGAAAUGGACAGGUACGCGGCUGCGCUCAGUGCGAAGUUCUCCCCCGAGUGCAUGUGCCUGCAGGACGUGAGCGACGGGCAUACACGGCAAGGCUUCGCCGACGGAAGGGCGCUCGACGCGGAGGGCUUGGAGAUUCUCCUGCUCCUCGUCAGUUCCGCCUUUGAGGACCUAGCAGCGCUGCAGCGGCAGCAGGCUCCGUCCUGCCUUUCUCUGUGUCACCUCUGGAGAGCAGCGCUCAGCCGCUGGACCCUCCGGCCCCUCUCCCCUCCCGGCCAUCCUCACCCCCCGAAGCAGGCGGUCAAUGACAUCCUCGGCCCAGACCUGCGAAGUGGCAAAAUUCACUCGAUUCAGAUGCGGUGCUGGACGCCGGCGCAGUGGCAGAAGAAGGGCCGCCCAACAACGCUGCGGUCCGGCGUCCCUUGCGCGCUCAUCGCCCUCUCCGAGUCUCCGCUCCUCUCCCUCCCGGCGGCAUCCCCCGCCGCCGGCCUCGCCGGGCCGCCUGUGUGCUCGCUGCCGCCAUCAAAGGUGUCAUCCGAGCCGAGCCUGCCGACGUGGAAGCUGCCGCCAAAGAUGGUUGAGCACCAGCAGCUCUGCGAGUGUGGCGGUGGCGCGGUCUCGUGAGGCGGCGUGCCUACUUGGCCGGGUUUUGCGUGUUUUGAGGACUUGUGCGCGUGGCUGAUGCUAGCGGCUGAUGUGGCGUCAGGUGUGUAUGUGGUGUGGAGGGAACGUCUGCAUGGACAUGGUUGGGAGGCUACACGGGCGACACGAGGGUCCUCGCGCUAUCGCUCUCGAUCCUCUCUCUCCGCGUGGUCUGUGAUUGUGUUUUUUUUGCGCGUCAUGUGUGUGUGUCGUCCGCCCAAACUCUUGAUGAUGUGUUGAACCAUUUCUAACUCACAACUUUCUAGUCUCUCUCU